UAACUAACUACCUUCUUCUCCUCUCUACAAUCUCUCUCUCUCUCUCUCUGUUGCAAUGUCGAAGAGCGGAAGAUACUGCUUGGGCUCAAUGGAAGACAUCCGAGCAGUCUUCCAGCGCUUCGACAAAAACGGAGACGGAAAAAUCUCAAUCGACGAGCUCAAAGACGUGAUCGGAGCUCUCAGCCCCGCCGCGUCGCCGGAAGAAACGGCGCUGAUGAUGAAAGAGUUCGAUCUCGACGGUAACGGAUACAUCGACAUGGACGAGUUCGUUGCUCUCUUCCAGAUCGAAGACGGCGGAGUAGGCGGCGACAUUCGGGAUCUGAAGGAGGCGUUCGAUCUGUACGAUCUGGACGGUAACGGACGGAUCUCUGUGAACGAGCUUUACUCGGUGAUGAAGAAUCUCGGCGAGAAGUGUUCGAUGGAGGAUUGCAAGAGGAUCAUUAGCAAAGUCGAUGCUGACGGUGACGGUUGUGUUAACUUUGAAGAGUUUAAGACGAUGAUGAUGAACGGCCGAGCUGCUUGAACUUAACGGCGUUUGUAUAUAUUCGAUUUUUAGGUUUUAUCGAUUAAUCUUUUGUUUUUUUUCCUAAUUUUAUGGAUCAAUUAGGGAUUUUAAUUUCUUAGUGUAAGAGUUUAAUCGAUUUAUUUUUUUAAAAUAA
Molecule: messenger RNA, 659 nt
Organism: Raphanus sativus (radish)
Lineage: Eukaryota; Viridiplantae; Streptophyta; Magnoliopsida; Brassicales; Brassicaceae
Product: calcium-binding protein CML24
Exons: 1
Coding region: 56-523 (155 amino acids)
Molecular function (GO): calcium ion binding
Source: RefSeq, a predicted model, not a curated record